AUAUAUAUCUGUCAAGUUUAAAAUAGUGCCUGGCACAUGGUAAUCGCUUCAUAAGCAAUUAAUAAACAAUAUAGUAACUAUUAUAAAAUAAUAAUAAUAAUAAUAAGCUUUCCCUGGUUGGGUACAGGGCUUUCCAAAGGUUAGUAUAAAAAAAAAACACGUGUUUAAAUAAAGAGGCAAUACCUCUUCGUAGCAAAAUAGUUAAAUAGCACGAAAAGGGACGCCAAGUGCCCGCUCUCCCCAGAGAGCGUUUCUCACCCUAGCGAGUUUCUUGUGCGUUUCCUGCGAUGUUCUAUGCCCGCAGAAGCCUAUGGAUUGUGUGUGUGUGUGUGUGUGUGUGUGUGUGUGUGUGUGUCCCCAUGUCCUCACACAGACUAUACAUACCCGCCGUCCUGCCCCUUUUUUAGCACGUAACCGUCUCGCAGCUCGCUCUGCAUCCGCCCCUGCGAAACCAUCUGAGUCACGCCCCUUGACAGGUGCCAGGUCCCAAUGCUAUUUCCGAGUUCACAGCUUCCCAGCACAGUGUGCCCUGGUGGGGGGGGGAGGGGGGCUUCCCCCCCGUUUUACAGACGAGGCAGCUGGAGCUGAGGGGGCAUCGCUCGUCUGAUGUCACCUGCAAUGACGUCUGGAGAGCCCCUGCACGUGCGGACCCCCGUCCGUGACAGCAUGUCCCUGUCCAAAGUGGCGGGCACCAGCGUCUAUCUCAAGAUGGACAGCGUCCAACCUUCAGGCUCCUUCAAGAUCCGGGGCAUCGGACAUCUCUGCAGGAUGUGGGCUGAGCAAGGCUGUGAACACUUCGUCUGCUCCUCGGCGGGCAACGCAGGCAUGGCAGCCGCCUAUGCCGCCAGGAAGCUGGGCAUCCCUGCCACCAUCGUCGUGCCCAGCACCACACCUGCCCUCACCAUCGAGCGGCUCAAGAAUGAGGGCGCCGUGGUCAAGGUGGUGGGUGAGAUGUUGGAUGAGGCCUUUGAGCUGGCCAAGGCCCUGGCAAAGAACAACCCAGGCUGGGUCUACAUUCCUCCCUUUGACGACCCCCUCAUCUGGGAAGGCCACACUUCCAUCGUGGAAGAACUGAAGGAGACGCUGAGUGCAAAGCCGGGGGCCAUCGCGCUGUCGGUGGGUGGCGGGGGCCUGCUGUGCGGGGUGGUCCAGGGGCUGCAGAAGGUGGGCUGGGGGGACGUGCCCGUCAUCGCCAUGGAGACCGCCGGAGCCCACAGCUUCCACGCCGCCGCCACCGCGGGCAAGCUCGUCUCCCUGCCCCAGGUUACCAGCGUGGCCAAGGCCCUGUGCGUGAAGACCGUGGGGGCUCAGGCCCUGAAGCUGUUUCAGGAACACCCCAUUUUCUCUGAGGUGAUCUCGGACCAGGAGGCUGUGGCCGCCAUUGAGAAGUUUGUGGAUGACGAGAAGAUCCUGGUGGAGCCCGCCUGCGGGGCGGCCCUGGCCGCCGUGUACAGCCGCGUGGUUCAGAAGCUUCAAGCGGAGGGGAAGCUCCGUGCCCCGCUGUCCUCCCUCGUGGUCAUCGUCUGUGGCGGCAGCAACAUCAGUCUGGGCCAGCUGCGGGCCCUCAAGGAACAGCUGGGCAUGAAGAACGGGCUGCCCGAGUGAGGGCCUUUCUCCGCCGCCGGCCUCCCCUACCCGGGGCGGGGGUGGGGGGCAGGUACCCCCGGGGGAGCUGGAGUUUUAUCCAGCGUCUCACUGUAAAUAUUAUUCUUGCGUCUGCCGGUGAG
Molecule: messenger RNA, 1727 nt
Organism: Lynx canadensis (Canada lynx)
Lineage: Eukaryota; Metazoa; Chordata; Mammalia; Carnivora; Felidae
Gene: SDS
Product: serine dehydratase
Exons: 8
Coding region: 607-1605 (332 amino acids)
Biological process (GO): L-threonine catabolic process; L-serine catabolic process
Molecular function (GO): L-serine ammonia-lyase activity; threonine deaminase activity; pyridoxal phosphate binding
Source: RefSeq, a predicted model, not a curated record